Molecule: messenger RNA, 2921 nt
Organism: Sander lucioperca (pikeperch)
Lineage: Eukaryota; Metazoa; Chordata; Actinopteri; Perciformes; Percidae
Gene: sp7
Product: Sp7 transcription factor
Exons: 2
Coding region: 85-1470 (461 amino acids)
Biological process (GO): regulation of transcription by RNA polymerase II
Molecular function (GO): DNA-binding transcription factor activity, RNA polymerase II-specific; RNA polymerase II cis-regulatory region sequence-specific DNA binding
Source: RefSeq, a predicted model, not a curated record
CCCAACUUCUUCCAAACUGUCCCGGGACUCUGAGCUGCGCUUCUCCCGCUCCCCUCAGCUUCCUUAGGAUUUUGUUUCUCAGGGAUGGCCGCAUCUAUUCUGGAGGUAGGGAAUGUAAUUGAAGAUGCACGCUAUGGCUCCAGUCCUCUGGCUAUGUUAACUGCUACCUGUAACAAGUUUGGCAGCACAAGCCCCAUCAGGGAUUCGGCUACACCCGGUAAGAUCAGCAGCGCUACUCCAGUCAAGAAGCCUUACAUCAUGACCUCUGACCUUCAGACAGCAAAGAACGGGCGGACCGCAGACGGCAGUGGCCUGGCGGACUCCUACACUGGCUCCUUCACCACAGCUGGAGGAGGAGGAGGAGGUGGCGGGCUGCUUACCCCCACUGGAAGCCCCCCUCCUUCAGCCGGAGGCUACACUACAGAAUAUAACCCCUUCUCCCACUCCUUCCAAACCUCCAUCUCCCAGGAUCCGUCUCUUUUAGUGUCCAAGGCCCACGCCACGGCCGACUGCCUCACCAGUGUCUAUACCUCGCUGGAUAUGACACACCCCUAUGGCUCCUGGUAUAAAGCUGGUAUCCACCCUGGCAUUACUGCUGCUCCAGCUAAUGCCACGUCCUCCUGGUGGGAUGUCCACCCCAACUCCAACUGGCUGUCAUCAACUCAGCCCCAGGCGGACGGAGGUCUCCAGGCUUCCCUGCAGCCUGUGGCACCCCAGGCCUCUCUAAGCCCACAGCUGCCCAGUUACAGCACCGACUUUACACCACUCAACCCAGCUCCUUACCCUUCUGUGGGACUGGGCUCCUCCUCACACCUUCUCCAGCCCUCUCAGCACAUGCUGCCCCAGGACAUGUACAAGCCCAAGCCUGUGCAAAGUGCAGGGCUGAUUGAGAGUCCCAUGGGCCUAAAGCCUGCUAGGGGAUCAGGAGGCUACGGAGGGGGUGCACCCACCAGGUCCUCAUGUGACUGCCCUAACUGCCAGGAGCUGGAGAGGCUGGGGGCCUCGGCUGCAUCCCUGAGGAAGAAGCCGGUCCACAGCUGCCACAUCCCAGGCUGUGGGAAAGUCUAUGGCAAGGCCUCCCACCUCAAAGCCCACCUGCGCUGGCACACUGGCGAGCGGCCCUUUGUUUGCAACUGGCUGUUCUGCGGGAAGCGUUUCACCCGCUCGGACGAACUGGAGAGGCACGUGCGCACCCACACGCGGGAGAAGAAGUUCACCUGUCUACUGUGCAACAAGCGCUUCACGCGCAGCGACCACCUCUCCAAGCACCAGAAGACCCAUGCGGAUUCUGCAAUACAGGGCAAAGCUGUAGCUGUGGAGGGAGAGACAGAUCCACGGAGUGAGGAGACCACAGAGCUCAACACCAGCGCUGUACCCACCAAUCCUGUCGCUGACCAAAUCACCAACGGAGAAGAGAAGACUGGCACACCUAAUGGAGUUGAGAACACCAGUGGACUGUUGGAGAUCUGACUUCAUUAAGUCCUCUAUCCAGUACUAUGUGAGACAUGGUGGGUGUUUUAUGGUGGAAAAAUUCACCUUUUACAUUAAAAAGACAGUAUUUUGUUUCAAGACAUGCAAGGAUAUCAGACCAUGUUUAAAAAGGUUAAUGAUAAAUGACUGAGCAUGUUGCAGGUAGUAAUCACUUCAUUUUGUCUGGACCACACACACACACACACACACACACACACAAAUAUGAGCAAGCUGCAAACAUACACCAAUGCACAAAUGUAUGCAGGCAGACACAAAUACACACAUAAAUAUGAGAAACCAAGCCAUGAUGUACUUGGAAACAAAUAAAAAACACGUAUGUGCACAUACAAAAGCACAGAAAUAACUAUGAGCAAAUGUGCAAGAAUAUAAUGCAUACAUACAUGCACACACAGACAGACAGACAGACAGACAGACACACACACACACACACACACACACACACACACGUACAAGUAAACACACUCACGCACACAUUUUCUGCCUUUCAAAUGAGACAAACCACUGGGGAAAUUUAAUCUGCAAAAGCAGAAGGAAAAGAGCUCUGAAGCCGCAAAAGGAAAGUAGUUUUAGAAGGAGACUUAUGGUUAGGAUGAUGGAGUUGAUGGAGCAUUGCAUGUCUAGAGAAAAAUCUGAUUCACAGCUGUACUUUGAUACUUAUUCAUUAUUCUUAAAACAAUCAAUGGACAGUCUUACUUACUGCUUCUUGUUGCCAAAGACAUUUUGGAGUAAAAUGUUGUGCAUUUCAUUUUUGUUUGCAUCUUACUAUGUCUAAUUUAAUUUCAUAUUUACAUAAAUAAUCUAAUUUAUGUCUUAAAUUAUACACAUGGGAGAUUAUCUUGCACCCUGCAGGAAAUAUAAUGCCUGAAUUAAUGCAAGAUGGUUGAAGCUGGCCAAAAAGAAAAUAAAAUGCAUUAAAGACUUUUUUUUCCUUAUUUAUUAGUUAUAACGUGGAGUUUGGGGCUGUGUUUUUAAAGAUUUAUUUAUAGAUCUUGACGUUAGAUGUGCGUGUAAACUAUUUCUAUAUAAUCUCUCAAUUGUGAAAUCUUCCACACCUGGCAAAGUAAUGAUUAAUAAGGGUUCAUCCUUGUUUGUACAUACUAUAUAUUUACAACAAUAUAUAGAUAUUGUUAGGUGUGUUAUUUUUCUACUUUUUUAUGUAUUUUCUAUAUUUUGUGUAACUUUCCACAAUGAAAAAGACCUCUACGUUGCAUCAGCAUAAAGAAACAUAAACAUAAGAGCUUAAUUUGUUACUCAUAAUUUUGAUCAUCGUAGAAUUAAAUUACCACUGUUUGCUGACUUGUGAAAUGAGUGUAUAAGAUAUUGUAAAUAGUGAUCAAGCAUUAAACCUCGUAAAGGUGAACAUUGUAAAAGUUGUGGUGUGGAAUCAUGACAAUUUUGGUGCUUUCAAAAGUAAAGAAAUUUCAAAGGCA